This is a messenger RNA of Gavia stellata (red-throated loon), 2036 nucleotides long. It is a transcript of the gene SLC38A9, whose product is annotated as solute carrier family 38 member 9. Gene Ontology annotation, molecular function: amino acid transmembrane transporter activity. The transcript is spliced from 14 exons. The record is from RefSeq and is a predicted model, not a curated record. Bases 17 to 1633 code for a protein of 538 amino acids. Gene Ontology annotation, biological process: amino acid transmembrane transport. NCBI's taxonomy places the organism in Eukaryota, Metazoa, Chordata, Aves, Gaviiformes, Gaviidae.
AAGCAAUUAUGGAAUCAUGAAUAUACAGUUUAAUCCAGAAGAUUUUAAGUGCAAAAGACCAUUUCACGUGGAGCCUACAAACAUAGUCAGUGUGAACGAUGACAUGCAAAGAGUCACUGACGAAGCUUCAGCAAUGAAUAAGCGGAUUCAUUACUAUAGCAGGCUCACGACUCCUGCAGACAGGGCAUUGAUUGCUCCUGAUCAUGUACUUCCAGCUCCUGAUGAAAUCUAUGUGUACAGUCCAUUAGGAACUGCUUUUAAAGUUGACAGUUGCACAGAUGGCUAUGGUAAAAACUCCAGUGUAGUGACAAUAUUUAUGAUAUGGAAUACAAUGAUGGGUACAUCUAUAUUAAGUAUCCCAUGGGGAAUAAAGCAGGCAGGCUUUACUUCUGGAAUCAUUCUCAUCUUACUGAUGGGCAUUUUGACUCUUUAUUGCUGCUACAGAGUUGUGAAAUCACGGAAAAUGAUACCUUUAAUAGAUACCUCAAACUGGGAAUUCCCAGAUGUUUGCAAGUAUUACUUUGGAUCCUUUGGUCAAUGGUCAAGCCUGUUAUUUUCUAUGGUAUCGCUUGUUGGAGCCAUGGUUGUUUAUUGGGUGCUUAUGUCCAACUUUCUGUUCAACACAGGGAAGUUUAUAUACAACUUUGUUCAUGACAUUAACGUAACAGACAUUGUUCCUGGCACGAAUGGAAGUAACAAAGUCAUUUGUCCAAGUGCUGCUAGUGGUCACCCACCACAGAACAGGAGUGUGAUGUUCUCUUCUGGCAACAAUACAGGUUUUGAACUCUUCGAGGAGUGGUGGAACAAAUCACGAACAGUACCAUUUUACCUGAUUGCUGUUCUUCUACCCCUGCUAAAUCUGAAGUCUCCAUCCUUCUUUGCAAAGUUUAAUGUCCUAGGUACAGUUUCAGUUGUCUACUUAGUUUUUCUGGUUACCGUGAAGGCCGCUCGUCUGGGAAUCCACUUAGAAUACAAUUGGUUCAUAGAGAAUGAUUUUUUUGUACCAGAGUUUAGAAUUCUGUUCCCUCAGCUCACAGGGGUUCUGACACUUGCCUUCUUCAUCCACAAUUGUGUCAUCACACUUCUUCAAAAUAACAGGAAUCAAGAAAACAAUGUGAGAGACCUCUCUAUUGCAUACUUCCUGGUGGGAUUAACAUAUCUAUAUGUCGGAGUGGUAAUUUUUGCAUCUUUUCCUUCUCCACCACUAUCCAAAGAAUGUAUUGAACAGAAUUUUCUAGAUAACUUUCCCAGCGAUGACAUCAUGUCAUUUGUUGCAAGAAUAUUCCUGCUGUUCCAGAUGAUGACUGUAUACCCACUGUUGGGCUAUCUGGCACGAGUUCAGCUGUUAAGACAGUUUUUUGGAAAUGCUUACCCAAGUGUUUUCCAUGUGCUUGUCCUGAAUGUAGCAAUUGUAGGAGCUGGAGUAGCAAUGGCAAGAUUUUAUCCGAAUAUAGGAGGUAUCAUAAGAUACUCUGGAGCAACAUGUGGUCUGGCCUUUGUAUUCGUGUAUCCAUCCCUCAUCUACAUGAUCUCCCUGCAUCGUGCUGGGCAGCUGACGUGGCCAGCAUUGAUCAUUCACAUCUUUAUAAUCCUCCUUGGACUGGCUAAUCUGAUUGCACAAUUCCUAUUGUGAAAACUCCCUCUUCUCCCUGUGGGUGUCACAAGUGGUACUGUGACAUUUGGCAACAGCCUUGAGCAACGCUGUCACACAUGAGAACGAACGGUCCUCAAUAUGAUCUUCUUGAGAAAAGCUGCACCUUUGAAACAAAUUCAAAACACAUCUUUCAGGCACUUGACAGGAAACCUGUCUUGCUCCUCUAAAACCACAAUUUUGUGAGAAGUGAAAUGGUUCAGAUUUGAGUGAGGUAGUUCUCCUGAUUUUGUUGAACAUAAAUCAAAGAUUAAUGAAGCUCAAAUAUUUUAAUUUUUUACAGCACACUUCUCGAAACAUAUGGCUUUCAGCCUCAGGCGGUAGAACUCCUCUUUCUUCCAAAGGAAUUGUCCUUACCUUUAUUAAUAAACAUACUUUCACAGUA